Molecule: messenger RNA, 636 nt
Organism: Ustilago hordei
Lineage: Eukaryota; Fungi; Basidiomycota; Ustilaginomycetes; Ustilaginales; Ustilaginaceae
Exons: 1
Coding region: 1-636 (211 amino acids)
Source: RefSeq, a predicted model, not a curated record
AUGCCUUCGCAGCCCAACGACCCGCAUGUCGCUAACGACCCCUUACCCGAGGACUCCUCCUCCGAUCAAGCUGAAACCGCCAUCGCGCCUCCAGGACAUCAGACGAUUACCAGACGUGAGACCCCUUCUCCUUACGACUCUGACAGUGACGACAACGAACGGGAUGAACCUUUGCUCGACCUCAACAAUAUCAACAAAAUGGACAUCACCACCCUUCGAUACAUGCUUAUUAAACUCAUCAUUCGCAAACGAGCUGCUUCGGCUAUAUACAAAAAGCCCUCUCGCCGUCCCAACUUAUAUGAAGAACUCUCUUCGAUUAAGGAUGCCCUGAGGGAAACACCCAAACUAACCACAAAGAACUGGUAUUCUUGGAACCAACAUUUCCGGGACAUUUUGUCCACCUGGUCCCCGGCUCUCAAACAUCUCGACGGCAUCACUAAACCGGGUGAUAGGAAGUUCGACCGCAAACUCGACUGCCACCUCUGCUUGAUCCUUCCAAGCAGCACCAAAUCCACAGGCCCCGACAACGUCAACUAUCUAUUCCUCCGACCCGCUAAGGCCGAGCCAUGGAGACUACACGAACUGUACAACCACCUCAAGAACUACCUUACUAAGAUGGUGUACAUUGCAGAGUAG